Molecule: messenger RNA, 1176 nt
Organism: Fragaria vesca subsp. vesca
Lineage: Eukaryota; Viridiplantae; Streptophyta; Magnoliopsida; Rosales; Rosaceae
Exons: 7
Coding region: 311-922 (203 amino acids)
Source: RefSeq, a predicted model, not a curated record
CAUAGGCUGGUGACAGCGCAAAACACUAUUCUAGUCGCGACUACAGAGAUUAUGCCCCCUCCUACGCGUCAGCACGCUCCUUAUUUUAGGGUGGUUCCAGCUCAGCCUAAAACCCCAUUGGAUUCCCAAUUCAGGUCCGCCGAGCUUUCUCCCCUCAUAUAAAUACCAGACUUCCCUCAGCGGUCUUCGCUUCUUCUUCUCCUCCAAAAUCACACCUCUGCGUUUUUCGUACGACCCUAAACCCUAAUUUCUUCGUUCCGUCUUCGUGUUCGAUUCGCGAUUCGUCGACGAAUUUCUGCUCUCUAAUCCGAUGGCGGCCGUUAAACCCCUUACAACUGAGGCUAUAGCUCUUACAGAGAAGAAGAUGGACAUGGCAUUAGACGAUAUUAUUAAAAUGGCCAAAGUUGCUCCCAAGGGUAAGAAGCAGCAGAGGGUUUCGAACAAAAGUCAGACUUUUGCUAAAGGCAUUACUCAAGACAAACCAACAAAGCUGCGUCGCUAUAUGGACUCAAGAUCAACCAUGAGACAGGGAGUUCUGGCUCAGAGAAGAUCAAACUUCCAGGGGAACCAAUUCCCGGUUGCAACUGAGGCUGCACGGAAGGCAGCAGUCGUUCCUUUUCGCAAUAGAGCUUUUAAUCGUAACCAGGUGCCUAACUGGAAACCAAGGGCUGGAGCUCCUAUUCAGAGAAGGGCUGGAAAUGUUGGCUUUGGGACCAAGCUUCCCCCACAACAGCAGCAGUGGCAUCGGCAGCAAGAGAAUGUAGUUGCUAAUCAGAAGCCUCAAACACUUGAUCUGCUGUUUGCAAACAUGAAAGAGCAACGGAUGAGGGCUCAACCACCACACCAGAACAUUGCUGCACCACAACGUAAUAGGGGCCGGCCAAGGCUCCCUUGGGGAAGAGGCGGGCGAUUUGGCAAUUAAUUCGUGCCAAGUUAAUGGACUUGCUGGAAGGAUGAUAGCUUGAACUGAUCCUACUACCAGAUGCUGCAAGAAACUACUAAGCAGCUGAAAGUAAUCGUAGGCACAAUAUAAAGGCCUGUUCUACUAGUCUGUCGGCCAUUAUUUUCCCUUUCUGCAACAUUUCGUAAUGCGCUUUGUUUCAUUCCCGCUGUGUAUAUAGUAGAUUCUUUAUGGACUACUCAUUCCCUUUUUCAACGUCUAAAUUUGAAGUUUCA